Molecule: messenger RNA, 2983 nt
Organism: Xenopus tropicalis (tropical clawed frog)
Lineage: Eukaryota; Metazoa; Chordata; Amphibia; Anura; Pipidae
Gene: creb3
Product: cAMP responsive element binding protein 3
Exons: 10
Coding region: 107-1468 (453 amino acids)
Biological process (GO): regulation of DNA-templated transcription
Cellular component (GO): endoplasmic reticulum membrane; nucleus
Molecular function (GO): DNA-binding transcription factor activity; sequence-specific DNA binding
Source: RefSeq, a predicted model, not a curated record
ACAUUACGGGCGGAAGUAAAGGCUGGGAAUGAGGAAGUACCCAGGAUGCAGUUCGGUGGGGAUUUCCAGGUGACGCGCUUAUUGCUGAGUUGGAAGGAGCCGUAAGAUGUCUCUGCUGGGGGACAUUACGGACAUGGAGGCCCAUCUCUUGGAUUUCCUGCUGGAGGGCCCCUUUCCUAGUGAGAAGAAUUGGGGGGCAGACCUGGCUGGGGCCCCUGAAUGCUGCACCCUGGAGCCUGAGAUGCUGAGUGACCCGACGGUGGAUGAUUUCCUGAGUGAGCUCCUCGGGGGGUGUGACGAGUCCAACCUGAGCAGCUCCCCUCCCCUGAGUGACAGCGGAAUCUCUGACAUUGCCUUCCCCUCACCCGCUGCCUGCGAUGUGCCACCGGGGGCCUGGGACCACUCUCCCCCCUGCAGCCCAGACGUUAUACAGAGCGAGCACAACUACUCCCUGCAGCAGGACAAUGGGGGGGUCUUCCUGCAGAGUGUGCGCUCCGAGAUCUGCGAGGGGGACAUAUUCAUCGACCUUGACUUCUGUUCUGACUCAGAGCCACGGACACUGGGUAUGGAGGAGGAGGAGGAGGAAGAGCAGGAGAAUGAAGAGGAAGGCACUCAGUACCAGGGGCAGCCGGGUCUCCGGCUGACUGAGGAAGAGUCCCGCCUACUUGGAAAGGAAGGAAUCAUUUUACCCCAGCACCUGCCCCUCACUAAGGCGGAGGAGCGGGCGCUGAAACGCGUGCGCAGGAAGAUCCGCAACAAGCGCUCCGCUCAGGAGAGUCGCAAGAAGAAGAAGGAGUACGUGGAUGGGCUGGAGAGCAGGGUCACCGCCUGCACCACCCAAAACCAGGUUCUACAGAAUCAGGUCCAGCAGCUGCAGAAACAGAACCGGUCUCUGCUGCAGCAGCUUCGCAACCUCCAGGCUUUGCUGAGACAGACAGGAGUCAAGACUACAGCAUCCAGCACUUGUGUCAUGGUUCUGGUUCUGUCCUUCUGCCUCAUUCUCUUCCCCAGUUUGUACCCAUUUGGCAAAGGAGCCCCCCAGGACAGCCGGCACGUAGUCAUUUCCCGCCAGUUGCGAGAGCUCCCCACAGAGUCGGCCUUCCCUCCGCUUCCAGAUCUGGGGGCUCAGCAGAACCCGCGUGUCGACAUCGCCCCCCAGGAGAAACCACAGGAGAACCUGCUGGACCUGUCCCUGAAGGACCUGCACCUGGAUCCGGUUCUGCAGGGGGCCCAGAAUGACACCCCAGAGGUGCAGGACGUGGGCACGGCGGAGUCCAAACCCACCGGCACCAGUAACUCUUCCUUUGACCUCCCUGAGAGAGAGAGUGAGCCUGGCAUGGAGAUACCAACUGGCUCCAACGCUGCCCCAGAUGCCCCCCAUGCCCGCUACGUCAUGCAGGAGAAGCACGAUUGGCUGGAGAGGACUCGCAGUGUGGUUAUCAGCCCCCUGCACUCGGAUGAGAUGUAACACCGGCUGCCCGGGCAGUGCUGCUGGGUCAUGGUGCCCCCCCAUUAUGUGCUGAGGGGUACGGCACUACCUGCCCAACCUAUUGUGCUAUCACUGGUGUAUUGUGCCCCCCCCAUUAUGUGCUGAGGGGUAUGGCACUACCUGCCCAUCCCAUUGUGCUAUCACUGGUGUAUUGUGCCCCCCCAUUAUGUGCUGAGGGGUACGGCACUACCUGCCCAACCCAUUGUGCUAUCACUGGUGUAUUGUGCCCCCCCCCCUAUUAUGUGCUGAGGGGUACGGCACUACCUGCCCAUCCCAUUGUGCUAUCACUGGUGUAUUGUGCCCCCCCCAUUAUGUGCUGAGGGGUACGGCACUACCUGCCCAUCCCAUUGUGCUAUCACUGGUGUAUUGUGCCCCCCCAUUAUGUGCUGAGGGGUACGGCACUACCUGCCCAUCCCAUUGUGCUAUCACUGGUGUAUUGUGCCCCCCCCAUUAUGUGCUGAGGGGUACGGCACUACCUGCCCAUCCCAUUGUGCUAUCACUGGUGUAUUGUGCCCCCCCAUUAUGUGCUGAGGGGUAAGGCACUACCUGCCCAACCCAUUGUGCUAUCACUGGUGUAUUGUGCCCCCCCCAUUAUGUGCUGAGGGGUACGGCACUACCUGCCCAACCCAUUGUGCUAUCACUGGUGUAUUGUGCCCCCCCAUUAUGUGCUGAGGGGUAAGGCACUACCUGCCCAACCCAUUGUGCUAUCACUGGUGUAUUGUGCCCCCCCCAUUAUGUGCUGAGGGGUACGGCACUACCUGCCCAACCCAUUGUGCUAUCACUGGUGUAUUGUGGGCCUGUAAGAUAUUUUGGGGGUGGGAUCAGCUACUUGCCCCACCCAUAGUGGCACCCUGCUAUAGUUUCCCAUUGUGGGUUAUACCUCUGCCCGGCCCAUUGUGCCCCCUGUAAAUGAUCAUAUGCCAAGGGUUGCACCGGUGCCCCGCCCAUUGUGGCAUCCCUGAUGCACUUACCCAGCGCCAUGGGACCUGUCCUGCCCCCCCAGCAGUGUGUGGCCCCUGAGCAGUAGGGGGAGGUUUGGGCUCCCAGGAAUGGUGGCGCUUUGCACUUUCAUGUAUAUAGGAUUUCUGUAAUAUAUUCAUUGUUGUUCCUCUGGUUCUGGGGGGGAACAUGGGAUCUGGGGGGGCCCAAAUCACUAACUGGCAAGUCUGUCCCUGCAGUUGGUCACUUUUCCACAUUGAGACCCAGCAGAAGGGAGAGAAUCGGGUACCUCUGCCCUGAAUACCCCCCCAGCCCGUAUGGGACCUACCCUCAGGGCCUGUGAUUAGCUGAUUGGCUGGGAGGCUUGAUGAUAAGUUGCCCUCUUGCACUUUUGCCCAAUGUAAAUAGUAAAUGACCCUUGGGUGUUGUUAUUCCCAGCUGAUUAAACCCCCCCCCCAGCAAGGCCAGAGGAACCACAACCAUUGUAUCACAUUGUGUAACAGGAGGAAUGUGCUGUAAAUCUGUAUAAAUAAUAAUAAACUGAUUGAUACACAA